CUAACUGGCGUGUGCAAACAGUCAUCGUGCACUUUGGAGUUUGCGUUUGUUCGUGAUGGCGAACAUCUUUCUUGUUUGUGUGCUGUUUUCCUCUUUUCAGCUGAUUCCUGGAGGCCCAGUGUUCCUGUCUGGCAAAGCGGCCGAUGGUGUCCUGAAGAGAUACAAGCGGGCGAACACAGGCGUGUUUGAAGAGUUUCGGGAGGGCAACCUGGAAAGAGAAUGUAUGGAGGAAGUCUGUGACGCUGAGGAGGCCAGGGAGAUCUUUGAGGAUUUCGAAAUGACUGAGAGGUUCUAUCGAGCGUAUGUUGAUGGUGACCAAUGCGAGUCGAAUCGUUGCUUGCACCAGGCCACCUGCAAAGACGGCAUCGCCUCAUACACCUGCCUCUGUCAAACCGGCUUCACCGGCGACCACUGUGAAAUUGAUUUAUUUAAAAGGUGUGAUCUCAAUAAUGGAGACUGUGGGCACUUCUGUGAGCCAGCGGAUAUUGCGGGAGGUAAAUGUUACUGUGCGGAGGGAUACAAGCUGAUGCAGGAUGGGAUCAGCUGUGAACCAGAAGCCGAGUUCCCGUGCGGCGGGACCGCUACGUUGGCCACCCUUAACAAAACUGGGCUGUAUCCCAGAAUGCGCAUUGUUGGCGGAGACGUGGUGAUGCCAGCAGAGAUCCCCUGGCAGGUGGCCUUGGUUUACAGAGAGAAUGGUGAGGUAUUCUGCGGGGGCUCCGUUCUGAGCGAGCGCUGGGUCGUCACCGCUGCCCACUGCUUAACAGAGGCACAGGGCCCCUUCUUCGUCAGAGUGGGCGAGAACAACAUAAACGUCAAAGACGACAUGGAGCAAGACAUCCAAAUAUCCCAGAAGCACGCAUACCCACUGUACAACGUCAGCGUGAACCUAUACGAUCACGACAUCGCCCUGCUCCACCUCCAAAGCCCCAUCAACUUCACCGUCAAAGUGCGGCCCAUUUGCAUCGGGCCCAGGGCCUUCACCGAGGCCCUGCCGAAGCGAGCCUCGCCCGCCACGGUCAGCGGCUGGGGCAGAACGCGCCACCUCGGACUCCCGUCCAACGUGCUGAAAAAAGUCCAGGUUCCCUUCACGAGCCGGACAGAGUGCAAGUUGAGCAGCAGCGCUUGGAUCACCCCCGCCAUGUUCUGCGCCGGCUACUACAACGAGGCCAAAGACGCGUGCCAGGGAGACAGCGGGGGUCCUCACGCCAACAAGAUUCAUAACACCUGGUUCCUGACUGGCAUCGUGAGCUGGGGGGAAGAAUGCGCCAAGGACGGCAAGUACGGGGUGUACACGCGCUUGUCUCUUUAUGUCGACUGGAUCCAGAACAUGAUCCACGGGCUGAACCACCACCUGGAAGCUCCUCCACUUGAAGGUGAUAUGGAGGGAACAGAGUAGCGUUAAACUUGAACAGCUCUUUUCUGCAGGGAAGAAUUUUAACAUGUAAUUAAUGUCAUGUUUGAAAGAUGAACAUAUGCAUGGUGGGUGAUUGGUUAGCAAUUCCAUUGUCAAAGCCACUGUAGACAUCCUUUUUUCAUAUUUUGUUUCUUUCGGAUAGACAUGAGAACACAAA
Syngnathus acus (greater pipefish) is the source of this 1574-nucleotide messenger RNA. RefSeq names its product coagulation factor IXa (gene f9a). The coding region runs from base 56 to 1399 and encodes 447 amino acids. Gene Ontology annotation, cellular component: extracellular region. Gene Ontology annotation, biological process: blood coagulation; proteolysis. Gene Ontology annotation, molecular function: serine-type endopeptidase activity; calcium ion binding. NCBI's taxonomy places the organism in Eukaryota, Metazoa, Chordata, Actinopteri, Syngnathiformes, Syngnathidae. The record is from RefSeq and is a predicted model, not a curated record. The transcript has 8 exons.